This is a messenger RNA of Varanus komodoensis (Komodo dragon), 1187 nucleotides long. It is a transcript of the gene MRPS35, whose product is annotated as mitochondrial ribosomal protein S35. Gene Ontology annotation, molecular function: structural constituent of ribosome. The coding region runs from base 17 to 1018 and encodes 333 amino acids. The transcript is spliced from 8 exons. NCBI's taxonomy places the organism in Eukaryota, Metazoa, Chordata, Lepidosauria, Squamata, Varanidae. Gene Ontology annotation, biological process: mitochondrial translation. The record is from RefSeq and is a predicted model, not a curated record. Gene Ontology annotation, cellular component: mitochondrial small ribosomal subunit.
CUGCGACGCUGCGAACAUGGCGACCGCCAGUGGGUGCAGGUGUGUUCUCAGUGCGUUGCAACAGUUGCGAGGGUUUCCUUGGCGAAGCCUGGGCGCAGCGUAUUACUCGAUUGCGGGGACAGUGAGCGAUGGCCGAAACAAAGGUGCAACAGUACGAGGGGGAAGGUCCUUUCCUCAUGAAAGAACCUGGAGAGAGGGAAUUCCCAGGACUGAAAAGAUGGAGGUUGAUCAGGACUGGACCAGUGUCUACCCAGCUGCAGCUGCUUUCAAACCUUCCACUGUGCCCCUCCCAAUUCGGAUGGGCUACCCAGUAAAAAGAGGUGUACCACCAGGAAAGGAAGGCAACCUGGAACUUUUAAAGAUCCCCAAUUUCUUGCAUCUGACACCAAUUGCCAUCAAGAAGCACUGUGCUGCUCUUAAAGAGUUCUGCACGGAGUGGCCAGUUCUCCUGGAUAACGAUGAGAAGUGUGUACAGCACUUCCCCAUUGAAGUUGACACAGUAGACUACAUCUCAGCAGGCCCAUCUAUUCGUAAUCCUAAAGCAAGAGUGGUGACCCUAAGAGUUAAGCUUUCAAGCCUCAACUUGGAUGACCAUGCAAAGAAGAAACUCAUUAAACUUGUAGGAGAGAGGUACUGCAAGGGCAUAGAUACCCUUACCAUUACAACAGACAGGUGUCCUUUAAGGAGGCAAAACUAUGACUAUGGAAUGUACCUUCUGACAGUUUUGUUCCAUGAAUCAUGGAAAACAGAACAGUGGGAAAAAGAAAAGACUGAGGCCGACAUGGAGGAAUAUCUCUGGGAGAACAGUGCUUCUGAGAAGAAUGCUUUGGAUACACUACUUCGCAUUGGAGCAGCUGAAAAUGCUAAAGAAGCCAAUAGAGAUGAGCUUCUUGCCUCAGAUGUAAUUCUCGCCUACAGAAAGUCAGUGGUUAUACUGAAAAAUGAAGGCGAAACAGAGAAGAACCUUUCUGAAUAUAAGAACUCUGUCAAGAGACUACUAAAAAUGAAUGGAUCAUAGUGAAAAGAACUGUUUAAUGCACAGAUGUGCAUGUACAUAAUAUAAUUCAUGACAGUGUCCUGUUUAAAUUUGAAAUGACAAACUUUCUGUUCUCAGAUUCUUGUAUAAAUUACUCUGUUGUUCCAGUAAACUGCAUUCAUUCAAAAUAAACAUAGGGUAUCUCAGGAAA